This is a messenger RNA of Mus musculus (house mouse), 4085 nucleotides long. RefSeq names its product leucine-rich repeats and IQ motif containing 3 (gene Lrriq3). NCBI's taxonomy places the organism in Eukaryota, Metazoa, Chordata, Mammalia, Rodentia, Muridae. The transcript has 6 exons. The record is from RefSeq and is a predicted model, not a curated record. The coding region runs from base 276 to 1268 and encodes 330 amino acids.
CCAAACCCCGCCCCGCCCCGCCCCGCCCCGCCUCCUCCAUGCUCUCCACGUCACCGCGGCCCUGGAAGCGCCCUGAGACUUGAAAAGCUAGGAUGGCGUGAGCGUGCGCAAGCGGCGUUUCCUGGGCAACGAUCUGUGGGGCAGAUGGGCGGGCACCUAGCGGGGUCGGGUUGUGCGGAGCUCUGGGUUCCUGCCUUACCGUGUCUGACAACCCGCGGUGCGACCGAGAAGACCAACCCACCCACCAUUAGUGGAUCCACCACCCAGAUGCUGAGAUGUUUCAUGGAACAAUCACAAAAGAGCUUACCAGCCAUGAGGAAUGGAGUCACUAUAAUGAAAAUAUAAUAGAAGAUCAGAAAGAUUUUGUAUUUGUGAAGUAUAGUGGCCUUCAUCUGAAGUCCAUGGAGAACCUGCAGACCUGCAUCUCUCUGAGAGUGUGCAUCUUCUCUAACAACUUCCUUACUGACAUUCAGCCACUGCAGAGCUGCAAAAAGCUCAUCAAACUUGAUCUCCAUGGAAACCAGAUAAAGACUCUUCCAGAUAAAAAUUUUUGGAGUGGACUCAAGAACCUAAAACUCCUCUAUCUUCAUGACAAUGGAUUUUCCAAACUGAAGAACAUCUGUGUAUUGUCUGGUUGUGUAAGCCUCAUAGGGCUGACCAUGUUUGACUGCCCAGUGAGCCUGAAGAAAGGCUACAGACAUGUUCUUGUCAACAGUAUCUGGCCUCUAAAAGCUCUGGACCAUCACGUGAUAUCCGAUGAAGAAAUCAUUCAGAACUGGCGUCUUCCAGAGAGGUUUAAGACGUUCAGCCCCAGUCUAUUCUUUAACCUUUACCCAGCAUUGAUAAAGGGUACCACCUAUGAAGAUGAAAUAAAGAAUAUCAAACAUAUAAUUUCAAGAAUUAAUGAAAUUCUGGCUCAUAAUUCACCAGUGUUGAUUAUCCAAAGAUGGAUACGUGGUUUCAUAGUUAGGAAACACUUAAGCCCCUAUUUUAAACAUAAAAAGCAUUACCACGGCAAAAUGAUUAGGGUGCUUGAAACAAAAUUGAUCUGCAUAGGCAGAAGUGAUGAAGACAAAUACUUGGAGGAUUUCUUCUUUAUCAAGCCUGAAUGCAACAUAAAAGGGAAGGUUGCACACUGGAAACAAAUUUUGUUCCCAUUGAGAUCCGUGUCUAGAGAACGUUUGCUGUGUGGAAGCUCCCGAGGACAUGUUGCACAUGUGGUGUGCUGUUCUUUUUUCCAUGCUCAGAAUAGUGUUAGUAGUAAGUGAGCAUUUCACUUAGAUGGAAUCUAGAAUGGAAUUUAGACGGAUGGUUGAAAGCUUCAUCUCUGUGUGAGUUACUAUCUUUGACCAACAGUGUCUGUGAUGUGUAAAAUGAAGCGGUCUAUUCAGGGGGUUGAAUGACUAUACCGAGGGCACAUACUUUAUACCUCUGUUUCUUCAGGCUGGAGAGUCUAGCCCUAAUGUUAAAGUGAAGAAGCAGCUGAUUCAGUAUCUCCAGCAUGGGAUAUAGAGACAGUGUCCUUAGGUCCAUUGUGGCAAGUACAGGUGGCUCUAAGUAGCACCAGUAGCCAUGGUCUUAGAACUGUCAGAGUAAAUGUGGUAUGUACCCUGAUGUGUGAGGGACCACACUUCUGAUUGAUAAAAUACGAGUCCUUUCCCAGGGCCAAUAAGAUGAGCAAACACUUCUAGGUUUGCUGUGUGCUCUGAGGAGUUGCUCACUAUGGACCUGUGAGUUUGAAACACAAAGGGGACCCUCACUUUGAAUAAAAUGAUUACGGUUGAUGCUUGGGCUUGCAUAUGUGACCUGUUUUCACUGCGCUUCAGUAACUCUCUCAUAUCUGGCCAUGUCCUAUUCAAAAGCAUGGUUAGAAGCAGAAAGGGGGUUGAUUUCAGAACCCAUGGAUUAUGGAGGGAAUGUUUGCUAGGUCUUUCUAGUCAUGUAUGAGUAAUAUCUGAACACAUGGCAGUGAUACCCUCAUCAUGGAGUCAUUACACAUGUAGGAGACCUUGAGCCUGGAAGAUUCAAUGUAGCAAGUAGUUUGUGGCUUGUUGGUUUGGUGACCAGACUCCUUUAUCUUCAUUCAACAGGGGAGACUAUCUCAAGAGACUAUCUUGAGGCUAUGUAGGUUCCAAAUUCUCAAACUGUGGACCAUGCCCCUUUUCUGAACACAGACAGGAGGCAUGAGAUAUUAGCCAGUAGUGAAAAGAUCCUGAAUAGAAUGGUAUGUAAUGACACAAAGUAAUGCAGAAUUAAGCGCACAGUGUGUCUGUGGUGUCUCAGGUGCCUCCUGCCUUUUCCUUUGGCAGGCUUCGCUGCAGCCUCAGUUCUGAGCACAACAUAAGUUUUGUACUGUACAAGCCACUGACUGCGUGAGGGGUGCCGAGGAAUGCUGCUUGAGGUUCCUUUGUUCAGAGUCCAGCCUAUCAUGUCGUAUGAUUGUCAGUGUGCCAGGAAAGUUUCCAGUCCUUUUAGAAUACAGAACAUAAAUACAUUUACUAUUUUCUGUCCUCAAUCUUCCAAUCCUUAGCACAUAUCAAAUCAGUAUUUUUGGAGUGACUGCCAUUAGAUUAUUUGAUAAGAAAAAUGCUAUGUGAGUUACCCACUUGAGUUUCAAAAACACAUUGUUAAUUAAAUUUACUUAGAAUUAAAACAGUUUCUAACACAGACUGAAAUGACCAUAAGUAGGGAGAUGUCUGGUGUUAUCUAGUGUUUUUGUGUGAAGCAGCACCCUUAGGAUUGGUGACUAUGAAAUCAAAAUAUCAAUCAACUCUGGAAACCUUUCCAAGCCCUGCAGAAUCUAAUAUUCAGCCAAGAUUUAAUUCUUUGUCUAAAAAUAAACAAGCACAUCCACCUCAUUAAUAUAUAAAUUUUACAUGGAACAGGCUCUGACGGGAAGCUAGCAUAUGCCAUCCAAGCUCUUGAAUGUGCCCAAACUCUGUCUUCAGAAGUUGGGAGAGUUUACCAAGGAAGAAAGGGAUAAGGAAGGGUUGGAAUGAGGUUAAAACCUAACUGUUGCCAGUUUUCUUUUAGCUGCUAUCAAUGGCUAAUUCUUACUGAGCUUUAAGGUUUAGGUCUGGGUUUAUCUAUGGCCAUAGUCCUGGAGUAGGGGGCAGGGCAGGUUGUGGGAGGGGCACAAGCAUGGUGAAGAAGAUCCUGGGUGUGUGUGUGUGUGUGUGUGUGUGUGUGUGUGUGUGCAUGCAUAUGUGUAUGUAUUACUUUUGACUGGCUUUGUUUUAUUGUGGAUGACUAGAGACGAGAUCUUUUCCCAGGCUUGCCCCAGACUUGUUACAUGGCCAAGGCUGAUCUUAAAUGUCAGAUCCUCCUGCCUUCACUUCUGUAGUUCUGGGAUUGCAGACAAACACCACUAGGCUCAGUCCAUUCGGUGAUUGGAAUUGAACACCACAUUCCACACAUGCAGGAUGAGCUCUCUGACCCCUGAGCUAUGUCCCCAUCAUGUAGGAAGGUCAUAUUACUGCCAUUCCUGUUUCCCUCAUAUUAGAGUUAAGAGUUUUAGGAUUGACAUUUGACCUUUGCCCCUAAAGAUCCGUUGUCUAUUCACGGAGACUGCGCUCUCUUCUUCAUGACAUACAAGGCCUCAGUGUGCCGUCCUUCUCCUCCACUUCUUUCCAUUGUGCUCCCAUCUACUGUCUAGAUGGUGAUCGCCAAACAUGCUCUCUACUAAACACACACACAAUGCUUCUUCCCCUUAAAUCAAGUUCUGAGCUACAGAGCCAUCACCACCCCAUCCUUUCCUUCUAUGUGUCUGCUUCUGUGAGAACGCCCAGGUUACACCUCCUUCCCUGCUUCCCUCCAUCCUUCAGCUUUCACUCAUCCCCCGACGUGAUCCCCAGAAAGACUCACCCUCUUUAGUAAGCUUCUUUUACUGUGAAAAGGAACACGUGUGUCUGCUUAAAAAAUAUAUUGUUUACAUUUCUACCCCUUGUUUGUCUUUUAUAAUCAUUUAAACCCUAUCUCCUUCAAAGACACCUUUGAAAUUAAUGUCUUUAUGUUUUUAAGCUACAGUAUAUCAGGUUUUAUGACACAGUUCUUUUGUUCACCCAGUUACCUAGUAUAAAAUUUUU